GGACAAAAAGCGAGGUGAAUCCGGAACUAAAAAACCAAGCAUCUUUUUGAAGCAAGAACCCAACUUCAACCUUUUACCCUUCAAAUCAUUCUCCAAUCUCAAUAAAACUCACACACACACACUCCUUUCCCCCCUCAAUUCGAAUCCCAUUUCAUCCAAACCCUAAUUUCAAUCACUCCUACUUGUAAUGCACAUCCGUCAGAUCUACACCAUUCACAUUCACUAAACUAAUUGGAGCAGAAAAGAAACAAACAAUGUCUGCUAAUCGAACAACCAGUAACAGUUACAGUGGUAGCCUUGUUGAUCCGAGCAAUCUGCAUCUCAAAAAGGAGUUAACUCAGAUACGGAAAGCUGCUCGAGUGUUACGAGAUCCUGGAACAACCUCCACGUGGCGGUCGCCGCUUACGUCAUCCAGAUCCACCGCCGCCGCCGCUGCCGCUGCCGGUGAUGGUUCGUCUUCUGUUACUACCGUUCACAGAAACUAUUAUACUCAUUGUUAUAUGAAUAGUGUUGAUUGCAGUAUAGAAGAAGUUGCUGAGAAUAACAUUAAUAAUAGUCAUAGUAAUAAUGAUAAUGAUAAUAGUAAUGGUGAUAAUGUUAGUAGGAGGAAGGAUAAGAAGGUGUUUUUGUAUAACUGGAGAAUGCAGAGAUCCGGGAGCGAACGGAGUGCACAACUAAGUAAUGCGGAUGAUGGAGAGGAGAGUGUGGAUGAUAGUUUGAGUGAUGCGCGAAACGAUGGAGAUUUGGUGGCUGAUGAUAGGAGGUGUGUGAUGUCUUCGUCUUCGAGGAUGUUUAAUAGUUGUAAAGAUGGGAAAAGUGGAGUAGAUGACCGAAUGCCGACGAUUAGGAGGGGUUCGGUGACGAAGAAGAAGGUAAAGAAUGUGAGGCAGUCGUCUGCUGCGGUGAAAGUUGAAUUGCAGAGACGGCUUAGUAGUUUGGUAGAUCAGUAUGCUGAUGUUGGUUCUGAUGAUGUGGUUGUGAAGGGGAGUUCAGUGACGUCGCCGUUGUUGUCUAGGUUUAAGUCGGGUGGUAGGAAAGAUGAUUCGUCGUAUUGUUAUAGCACGCCGGCUUUGUCUACUAGUUCGAUUAAUAAUAAAUAUUGGGUUGGGUCGUGGGAUGGGACUACGGGAUCUUUGAAUUAUGGGAUGGAUGACGAUGAUGAUGAAGAUGAUCAGUUGGGGUUGCCGGGUCGUCAGGGGUGUGGGAUUCCUUGUUACUGGUCAUCGUCUAAGAAAAGUACACCGAAGCGUGGAGUUUGUGGUAGUUGUUAUUCUCCAUCGUUUUCGGAUACGCUAAGAAGAAAAGGAAGCAGCUUGUUAUGCGGGAGCCAAACGAAUUAUCAUAGACGACACAGUUCAUCUAUGAGUGGUUACAACAAGAAGAGGCUCAGUCAUAAAAUUUCUCAUGUUCCAUUGCUUACAAAUGGGGCUGAAAGCAGAGAUCGUUCGUCUAUUGGGACUGACGACGAGCUUUCGACUAAUCACGGUGAACUUGAUUUGGAAGCUUCGAGUCGAUUAGAUGGAAAGAGAUGGUCAACAAGCUACAGAAGUCAAGAAGGGCUGGAGCUCGUAGCUGUAAAUGGGGAAAUAGAAGGGGAUUCUCCCUCAUCUCUUGUUGAUAAUAUUAACUGCUUUAGCUACAAGUAUAAGCCAAUGUUCUUUGAAGAUAUAGUUGACCAAAAUGUUGUGGUUUUGUCCCUUGUGAAUUCUAUAAUUAGGGGAAGAAUCGCUCCAAUUUAUCUAUUUCAAGGCCCCCGCGGUACUGGGAAAACAUCGACAGCUCGGGUCUUUGCCGCCGCCUUGAACUGCCUCGCCACCGGAGACGUGAAACCUUGCGGGGUUUGCACGGAAUGUGCCGGGUAUAUAUCAGGCAAGAGUCGAGUCAUAACGGAAAUGGACGGCUCCAACAAGAACGGGAUCGAUAAAGUUAGAUUUUUGUUAAAGAAACUGCAGAUGGGUUCUACGUCAACCUUUAUCAGGCACGACGUUUAUGUUAUCGAUGAAUGCCACUUAUUACCAUCUAAGUUGUGGUUGGCAUUCCAAAAGUUUCUUGAAGAACCACCUUCAGGCAUUGUGUUCAUCUUUAUAACUACCGAUCUUGAUAAUGUACCACGUUCUGUUUUGUCGCGGUGCCAGAAGUAUCUUUUUAACAAAAUUAAAGAUGGUGACAUCGUUAAUAAGUUGAGGAAAAUUUCGGAAGAGGAGAAUUUGGAUGUUGAGUCAGAUGCUUUGGAUUUGAUUGCUCUGAAUGUAGAGGGUUCGCUUCGAGAUGCGGAAACUAUGUUGGAUCAGUUAAGUUUAUUAGGAAAAAGAAUCACUACUGAUCUGGUGAAUGAACUCGUGGGAGUUGUCUCUGAUGAGAAGUUAUUGAAACUACUGGAGUUAGCAAUGUCAUCAAACACAGCGGAAACGGUGAAAAGAGCCAGAGAAUUAAUGGAUUUGGGCGUUGAUCCUAUGGUUUUGAUGUCGCAAAUGGCUACGCUUAUUAUGGAUAUCAUUGCCGGAACAUACCAAGUGGUUGAGGCUGGAUAUGGUGACUCGUUCUUUGAUGGUAGAAGCUUGACAGAAGCUGAAGUGGAGAGAUUAAAGCAGGCUUUGAAGCUUCUUUCUGAAUCAGAGAAACAAUUAAGAGUUUCUAGUGAACGGUCAACAUGGUUCACAGCAACCCUUUUACAGCUCGGUGGUGUCCCGUCAUCAGACCCUACUCCUUUAGGAAGCGGUAGAAGACAAAGCUCCCGGACAACCGAUGAUGACCUGUCAGCUACUUUUAAAGAUAUUUAUUUCCAAAAACACAAAGCGGAUUCUCAGCACUAUGCACCUCAAACGUCCACUCCUUUGAAACUUAAUGACACAAAUUCAAGUAAUAGUCCAGAAGAUGCUCUCCUGUCAAUGAGGGAACUCAUCAAUGUGGAUGACCCGUCUGUCUCACAUCAUGAUGAUGUCAUAAAUGCAAACAUAUUGGAUGAUAUUUGGGUCCGUUGCAUUGAUAAGUGCCAUUCUAAAACCCUCAGGCAGCUGUUACAUGCUCAUGGGAAUCUUGUGUCUAUUUCUGAAGAUAAAGGUGUCCUUGUUGCUUAUAUUGUGUUCAGGGAUAAAGAUAUCAAAAGCAGAGCCGAAAGGUUUGUUAGCAGUAUCACAAACUCAUUUGAGAUUGUUCUCCGGCGCAAUACGGAGGUUAGAAUUAUACUACUUACGGAUGACGGGACUACUGAACCAAAUAACGGGGAACCAACAAAUGGAUUGAGUCAGGGGAAGAUCGAGCCAACUUCAAUGGAAAAGUGUUCCAAUGAAGAUGCAUUAAAAGGUAGAAAGGGCGGGAAUCCAGUUCAAAGAAUAGAAUCAAUCAUACAUGAGCAACGGUUAGAAACGGCAUGGUUACAAACUGCGGAAAAAGGCACGCCUGGAUCAUUGCAACGGUUGAAGCCCGAAAGGAAUCAAGUGUUGCCACAAGAUGGCGGCAGUAGUGGUCAAAUGGAGGCAUCACAACCGCAAUGGGAAGAUGAAUUGAUGCGUGAACUCAAUCUUUUGAAACUCAAUGACGGGAAGUCCUUUUCAAAGGAACAUACUACCAUGUCACCAAGCUUGCUUCACGAUGCCAAUUUAGUUACCAGCGGAUACGAGUCUGGAUCAGCAGCUGGUGGUUGUCUCUGUUGGAACAAACCCAGGCAUAACCGCAGAGGGAAGAUGAAACCUGGAACCCCGGUUAGGCCCCGCAGAGGUGCAAAAUUUUUAUUGUUCGGGGAGUGCGGAAAAUCGGCAAGGACAGAAUACAGAUCUAGAAGGUGAUAUAUAAAAAGCAAAAAUUCAAGUUCAUUCAUAUUCAAACUAUUUUGUUCUUGUAGUUGUUAUGGGAGAUGUAAAGUUUUUCAACAAUUGGGAUUUCUGCAUAUUUUUUUUUUUUCAUGGGAGCAAUAAAGGUGAAGAGGGAUCAUUCUUUCUUCCCUUCCAAUUUGCACAAUUGCUGGCAUUUCUAUUGGUGAUAUUCUUUAUGUCUUACUCUUUUUUA
Helianthus annuus (common sunflower) is the source of this 4005-nucleotide messenger RNA. RefSeq names its product protein STICHEL. The transcript is spliced from 6 exons. The coding region runs from base 255 to 3785 and encodes 1176 amino acids. Gene Ontology annotation, cellular component: DNA polymerase III complex; DNA replication factor C complex; nucleus. Gene Ontology annotation, biological process: DNA-templated DNA replication; DNA repair. The record is from RefSeq and is a predicted model, not a curated record. NCBI's taxonomy places the organism in Eukaryota, Viridiplantae, Streptophyta, Magnoliopsida, Asterales, Asteraceae. Gene Ontology annotation, molecular function: DNA binding; ATP hydrolysis activity; ATP binding.